This is a messenger RNA of Candida tropicalis MYA-3404, 1338 nucleotides long. It is a transcript of the gene STE24, whose product is annotated as zinc metalloprotease. The coding region runs from base 1 to 1338 and encodes 445 amino acids. The record is from RefSeq and is a predicted model, not a curated record. Gene Ontology annotation, cellular component: endoplasmic reticulum membrane. Gene Ontology annotation, molecular function: metalloendopeptidase activity. The transcript has a single exon. NCBI's taxonomy places the organism in Eukaryota, Fungi, Ascomycota, Pichiomycetes, Serinales, Debaryomycetaceae. Gene Ontology annotation, biological process: CAAX-box protein processing.
AUGAUUUCUUUGGCAGAUACAUUUUCAUUUCUUGAUAAUCCCAAUAUUAAUUGGAAAUCUAUCAUUGUUGGAUUUACAGUUGGUCAAUUCUUAUUUGAAUCUUAUUUGGAACUCAGACAAUAUAAAGUGUUGAAGCAAAAGUCUCCACCAGAAUCAAUUAAGAAAGAAGUAUCACAAGAAACCUUUGAUAAAGCUCAAGAAUAUUCCCGUGCUAAGGCUAGAUUUUCACUUUUUUCAAGUACUUUCAGUUUGUUCCAAAAUUUAGCAAUUAUCAAAUAUGAUUUGUUGCCAAAAGUGUGGUUGUGGAGUGGCAGUAUUAUGAAAGGCUGUGGUGCCAUUUUACCAAAGGCUAUGGGAGGUGUCAUUACCCAAUCACUCUUUUUUGUUUUCACUACCCAGAUCUUAACUACUAUUAUUGGUUUGCCAUUGAGUUACUACAAACACUUUGUUUUAGAAGAAAAGUUUGGAUUCAACAAGCAAACUAUUGGUUUAUGGGUUAGUGAUAUGUUGAAGAGCAUUGCACUUUCAAUUGUCUUAGGUUCUCCUGUUAUUGCUGGUUUCUUGAAAAUUAUCGAAUAUUUUGACGAUAAAUUUAUCUUUUACCUCAUGUGUUUCAUUUUGGUGAUUAACUUAAUUGCUAUGACCAUUGUGCCAACUUUGAUCAUGCCAUUGUUCAACAAAUUUACCCCAUUGGAAGACGGUGAAUUGAAAACUGCCAUCGAAAACUUGGCAUCUCAACAAAAAUUCCCAUUGGCCAAAUUAUUUGUUAUUGAUGGUUCAAAGAGAUCUUCUCAUUCUAAUGCUUAUUUUACUGGUUUGCCAUGGAGUAAACAAAUUGUUUUAUUUGAUACUUUGAUUGAACACAAUACAACUGAAGAAACUGUAGCUGUUUUGGCCCAUGAAAUCGGACAUUGGAAAUUGAACCAUUUACCAAAAAUGAUUGUGAUGAUGCAAGGUCAUUUGUUCAUGUUAUUCUCAUUGUAUUCUGCUUUCAUCCACAAUAAUUCAUUGUAUACUAGUUUUGGGUUUGUCAAUCAACAACCAAUUUUGAUUGGAUUCAUGUUGUUCAACGAUAUUUUACAACCUGUUGAAUGUUUGAUGACUUUUGUUCAAAACUUGGUAUCAAGAAAACAUGAAUACGAAGCCGAUGAGUAUGCAAAUGAAUGUGGUUAUUCAGAAGAAUUAUGCAGAUCCUUGUUGAAAUUAUCAAAGGAAAACUUGUCAAGUAUGAAUGCUGAUUGGUUAUAUUCAUCAUUCCACUAUUCACACCCAAUCUUGCCAGAAAGAUUAUCUGCAUUGGGUUACGUCUCCAAAGAAAAGGUCAAAAAAGAUGAAUAA